Pecten maximus is the source of this 1365-nucleotide messenger RNA. RefSeq lists its product as uncharacterized. Lineage: Eukaryota; Metazoa; Mollusca; Bivalvia; Pectinida; Pectinidae. The transcript has 17 exons. The coding region runs from base 38 to 1309 and encodes 423 amino acids. The record is from RefSeq and is a predicted model, not a curated record.
ACCUUUCCAUUGAUAACGAUAGCCAUUUUAAGCCAAUAUGGCCUUUCUAGGAGAGACAUGCUCCAUAUAUUCAGGCCGAAUUCUGCUAUUGUCACUGGUUAUAUUGCAGUAUGCGUACAGAGCCAACGGAGCCCUUGGUCCGUUAUGUUACGAGUGUGACCAUAUGCCCCAUCAAAGGGACUGUGGGAAGAUCGUGCGAUGUGGGAGUCACGAGAGUUGCUAUGGAUUGAAAUAUGUGACAUCCGAUUCACACGUCUUCUUUAGAUCUGGCUGUAAAGAUACAUCGACCUGUGGCGUAGGAAAACGUGAUGAUCGAACGCUUUGUAGUUCGUGUUGUAGCAAAGAUUUCUGUAACAUACAGACAUGUGAUCAACCUGUCACACUUAAACACAGAUGUCUGGCCUGUGACUAUGUGAUAAAACCAACAGACUGUGACCUAUCGAAACAGUGUGAUGAUGACGAGAUUUGCUAUACAGAAGAGGUAUACAACGUAAACUCGGAAAAACGAUUUCGUCUCGGAUGUGCGAGAACCUCAAGUUGCAGAUCGCCGCCACCCGUCCUUGUUGGAAAGCGCGGCGACAUCUCCCAGCGACAGACCAACUCACUACCACUAACAACCUCUUACUGUUCCAAGUGCUGCUCGGGCGAGAACUGCAACAGACAAUUGUGUAAUGGAACUGACACCGGUACCGACCUCCUGAUUCCUCCUGCCCUACUUGUGUGUUUUGACUACGACGAGGUAGCCUGCCGACAACUCAUCGCUAACGACCCUGCUCCGUGUUUUGACAAAAAGAUUAAGAAUAUGUUGUGUCCCCGAACGUGCGGGACAUGCACUGGGGGUGGUCCAGGCAUCGUUGUGGGGUCUACAGCAACACCGGGACAAGUACCAGGGAAGACUCCGAGCCCGGUUUCGACGGUAAAGCCAGGCUCGUGUGUGGACAUUGGUGACCGCUGUGGUAUCGAUGCUGCGACGACAACAUUGAUCUGCAAUAUCUCACCACAGUUGUGUCAAAAGACUUGUGGAAUUUGUGGAGGUUCUACGCUAAAACCAGCUUCUACGGCUCAACCAGCUCCAACAUGUAACGACCCGAUCAGUGAUUGCCAGUGUAAGUACCUGGAUGAACAGUUACACAUCUGUGACGAUCCUGACCCACAGGUGAAGAUGUUCUGUUGUUAUUACUGUAGCAAGAAGCGCCAUACAUACACGUGUCCAGACAACCAAUGUGAUACCAUAGAACAACAGGAGUUUGACAGAAUCCAGAAACUCGGUAUCAGCAUCACAUGCCACAGCGACAUCCAUAUUAAGUAGAAAUUGAUUGUUUAGUGUCUGAAAACACGAAAUAGAAUUAUUUUUAUAUACUGGGA